AUGUUUACUGUUCUUUCCCGGCAGCCCUGUGAACAAGCAGUUGGUGUUCCAGUAUCAUGGAAAUCUCAAGCUGUGCCACAGUCAGGCUUCAAGGCCCUGUCUCGGACCCCUGCUGUGGUUGCCUUGGUGGUCUUACUCGUAAGCGUGGCUGUGCUGAUGGCCAUAACGCUCAUUCAGAUCAACCAGAAAGAAGUCCUGGCCCCAGGCCUGAAGUAUGGGAUAGUGCUGGAUGCCGGAUCAUCGAGGACUACUGUCUACGUGUACCAGUGGCCAGCAGAGAAGGAAAACAACACAGGGGUGGUUAACCAGACCUACAGGUGCAGUGUGAAAGGCUCCGGGAUUGCCAGUUAUGGAGGCAAACCCCAAGCUGUCCCCAGAGCUUUUGAGGAUUGCAUGCAGAGAGUGAAGGAGAAGAUUCCCGCUGACUUGCACAAAAGCACACGGGCUCAUUUGGGAGCCACGGCGGGGAUGCGGCUGCUAAGGUUGCAAAACGAAUCCGCAGCUCGAGAAGUCCUUGCAAGCAUUCAAACCUACUUCGAGUCUCAGCCCUUUGAUUUUAGGGGUGCUCAAAUCAUUUCUGGGCAAGAGGAAGGGGUGUAUGGAUGGAUUACAGCCAACUAUUUAAUGGGCAAUUUCUUGGAGAAGAACGUGUGGAACACCUGGAGCCAUCCUCACGGGGUGGAGACGACGGGGGCGCUGGACCUCGGCGGGGCCUCCACCCAGAUUUCCUUCGCCCCCCAAGAGGAGGCCGGGCCCAGGGCCAACAGCACGGUGCAGGUGUCCCUCUAUGGCUACGACUACACCCUCUACACCCACAGCUUCCAGUGCUACGGCCGAGACGAGGCUGAGAAGCGGUUUCUUGCGAGGCUCUUCCAGAAUUCAACAGACAAAAGCAAGCUGGUCAACCCCUGCUAUCCCCGGGAUUACGUGACUUCUUUGACGAUGGAAUACAUAUUUGGAAGUUUGUGUACGGAAGAGUUAAGACCAACCCACUAUGAGCCAGGAUACAAAAUUACCCUGGAAGGAACCGGGGACCCCAGUUUGUGCAGAGAAAAGGUUUAUUCCCUGUUCGACUUUCAAGUUUGUCGUGAUCGAGAAGAGUGCUCGUUUGAUGGUAUCUAUCAGCCAAAGGUUAAAGGGACUUUUGUGGCUUUUUCGGGAUUCUACUACAUCACCAAUGCUCUGAACCUCACCGGGAGCUUUUCUUUGGACGCCUUUAACUCGAGCUCGUGGGAUUUCUGUUUGCAGAGCUGGAGCCAGCUUCCUCUGAUGCUGCCCAAGUUUGAUGAGGUUUACGCCCGGUCUUACUGCUUCUCCGCUCACUAUAUCUAUCAUCUGCUAAUAGAUGGCUAUAAAUUUACACGAGAGACUUGGCCUAAAAUACAUUUUAAAAAAGAAGUGGAGAACAGCAGCAUCGCCUGGUCUCUGGGCUACAUGCUGAACCUCACCAACAUGAUUCCGGCCGAGAGCCCCCAGAUCCAGCUGCCCAUGAAGCCCCAGGUGUUCACAGGGACCAUGUUCUUCUUUGCUGGGGUGGCCCUGCUCUGCCUGGUUUUCCUCGUUUACCUGUGCGUGGCGUCCAGGCUGCAGGGGGGCUCCCAGCACGGUAUCGACCACGGCUUCGACGCCGAGUGAGCCGAGGAGAAGAGCUGCUCUUGGUGUCCAUGGUCUGCUCGGGGUGAGAAAGCUUUCAGGAGCGGGCAGAGUGAACCUCGGCGUGGAGAAGUGAAGCGGGAUCACGAGGAGGGGGCCCUUCCAGAGGCCCCCGAGCCGGGACCUUCUCAGCCCACCUGGAUCGAUGAUCUCCACCCCCUCCUCCAACGGCCCUGUGUCCCCCUGAUUCAUCCUAGGGCGGGUUAGAGAAGAGAAGUGGCCUUGGAAGUGAGUCCGAAAACCUGGCUGAGAAGGAAUCUUGGCUCCUCUGUGACUUUGGAAUAGCCCCCUUCCUCUGUCUGGGUCUCACUUACUCGCCUUGAAAAUAUGGACCCUGACGGUCUCCUCUAGCUCUGAAUAGAAAAUCCUAUGAUUCUAUGAACAUUCAAGGUCAGACUUUGCAGACGGCUCCUAGGAUGAAGGAGCUUUAAAAUAAACCUAAGUAUACAAGAAACGCCCCUUCUUGGCUCCCCAAGAAAUAUACUCUGUGGCUAAUGAAUUUGAAAGAAAACAGCAUUUUUGAUGGCAGCACAGAAAUACGGAAGAGCAUCCCGGUGUUCUCAGAAUGCAUAGUACGCCUGGCACUUAGUAGGACUUCACAAAUAUUUGUUCAUUUGGCUUGUUCUUGGCACUCUGUGACAUUCUUCAGGACCUUUAAGGCCUCUAGUCAGUCAGGCUGCUCAUUUUUUCCCAAUUUCUUUAUUUUAAAUACACAUUUUUUUAUGAAUCAUAUUGGGAGAGAAAAAUCAGAGCAAAAGGGAAAAACCAGGGGAAUGAAAACAGAACAGAAAUGAGAUGUAAACGUAGCAUGUGUUGACUUACUUCGGUCUCCCGAGUUCUUUUUCUGGAUGCAGAUGGCAUUUCCUGUCCAAAGUCUACUGGGAUUGCUUCGGAUCGCUGAACCACGGCAAGCCGCUCACUUUUAUGUCCUAAUUAUUAGCUCUUAAACGGCACCUUCCGGCAGGGGCUCGCUAGGGAGCAUGUCUGCGGCCGGAAAGGGCUUCCUGGUAAGCCUUCGGACGUCCCAUCUGUUGGUCACCAGGAUGUUACCAAGUUGUCUCUGUUCUGAAGGGGAUUCGUCCCCCUCCCCCAGCCCUGUAAGGCAGAGAAGGGUCCAUACUUCUAGGCUUAUGGCUUCACAGUAAGCUGCACAGUCAGUAGCAGCCAGAAAUGGUCUCCCCCUGCACAGGGUUCUGUUCUGCCUCCCUGAUUCCAGUCUCCUCACGCGCUUUCGAGUGCAGACUCCCCGCCAUUCCAACUUCCCCUCCCAUAGUUCUUGGGUCUGGCCCCUUAACUUGGCCAGAGUCAGUGGGUCCCAAACCUUCCCUUUAGUCGGCCUUUUGCCCAGGCUGUUAUCCAGGUAACCAUUGGAAAUGUAGAUAGACGAUGGUUUUAGAAGCUGGCAGUGACCUCCUCCGGGGUGUCCCGUCCUGGGAGAACGGAAGCCUCUUGGGGGCUAACACGGCUUUUACAAAAUGUUUCUUUGUGCCCCCCACAGACGAGGGCCUUCAUAAAGGCUUCCGGGAUUUGACCGGAUUUCUCAUUCCCAUGCAUGCCUGAUGCCUUUCAAAAUAGGAGCUGAAACCCUUAUCCCACAGCUUCCUCAUUAGUUUCUUUCCCAAGCUACGGGCCACGGCCCCACGUGUAGACCUCUUAGUUCAGCCGCCCUAGACGUAUCAGGAGGUGCGGCCCACCGCCGCCACUUCUGAAUCCAGGGCAGAGUGGAGAUUCCAAAACAGAACCACUUCUUGCUGCUACCAUUUACUCACGCUGUAGCAAAAAUUAGGGGAUUUGAAACUGUCUCAAGCGACGUUCAAUAUAUGAAAUAAAGGCCGAUGGUUUUUCCUUA
This is a messenger RNA of Antechinus flavipes (yellow-footed antechinus), 3502 nucleotides long. RefSeq names its product ectonucleoside triphosphate diphosphohydrolase 3 (gene ENTPD3). The record is from RefSeq and is a predicted model, not a curated record. The transcript is spliced from 11 exons. Gene Ontology annotation, molecular function: GDP phosphatase activity; UDP phosphatase activity. NCBI's taxonomy places the organism in Eukaryota, Metazoa, Chordata, Mammalia, Dasyuromorphia, Dasyuridae. Bases 1 to 1635 code for a protein of 544 amino acids. Gene Ontology annotation, cellular component: plasma membrane. Gene Ontology annotation, biological process: nucleoside diphosphate catabolic process.